CGGUGACGGCCCUGCUCCCCCCCCUCUCCCUGUGCACGCGGUGGGCUCUCCCGGCCUGCCCCGCGGCGCUCGGUGCCCUUGGUGCGGCCGCGGCGCGGGGCCCGGAGCGGCGCGGAGCGGUAACGGCCGGGGCCGCGCGGCGGCAGUCAUGGUGAAUUUUGCCCAAGCUGUGCGUGAUCACUGGGUUCACAUCCUCGUUCCCUUAGGAUUUGUGAUUGGAUGCUAUUUGGACAGAAAGAAUGAUGAAAAACUGUCUGCCUUCAGAAACAAGAGCUUACUAUAUAGAAGAGAGUUGAAGCCUGGUGAAGAAGCCACAUGGAAAUAAAGGCUGCUGAUAAAACGGAAAACAUUUUUGUUAAAUUCAUCAAGUGUUGAAAGUUACGGUUUUUACCUUGAGAGAAUAUGUGAACCUACAGAAAAUGACACCUGCCAUUCUUAAGUGCUAGUUUAAUUUCCAAUCUUACUUUUUGGGAGAUGAUUUAAUUACAUGACUAAGAUGUGUCCAGGAAUUCCAUUAAUCCAUAAGUGUUGAGAAACUUUUGUCCCCAGAAAUCAUACUCUGGAGGAGGGAGGAAGAAUUAUGUAAUAAAGAAAAACUAUGCAAAAAUCA
This is a messenger RNA of Tyto alba (common barn owl), 610 nucleotides long. RefSeq names its product NADH:ubiquinone oxidoreductase subunit B1 (gene NDUFB1). NCBI's taxonomy places the organism in Eukaryota, Metazoa, Chordata, Aves, Strigiformes, Tytonidae. The record is from RefSeq and is a predicted model, not a curated record. The coding region runs from base 149 to 325 and encodes 58 amino acids. Gene Ontology annotation, cellular component: mitochondrion. The transcript is spliced from 3 exons.